This is a messenger RNA of Neomonachus schauinslandi (Hawaiian monk seal), 720 nucleotides long. It is a transcript of the gene RCVRN, whose product is annotated as recoverin. The transcript is spliced from 3 exons. The record is from RefSeq and is a predicted model, not a curated record. The coding region runs from base 112 to 720 and encodes 202 amino acids. NCBI's taxonomy places the organism in Eukaryota, Metazoa, Chordata, Mammalia, Carnivora, Phocidae. Gene Ontology annotation, molecular function: calcium ion binding.
GGACCUCCGAGUCCGUGUCCAGCAGCAGCGCCCUCGGCAGCCAGGACAGCGUGUCGCUCGCACCCGCCGGUCCAGCCGCCGCCGCCUGGCCAGGCACACGCGGCCUCACCCAUGGGGAACAGCAAGAGCGGGGCCCUGUCCAAGGAGAUCCUGGAGGACCUGCAACUGAACACCAAGUUCACGGAGGAGAAGCUGUGCUCCUGGUACCAGUCCUUCCUGAAGGAGUGCCCCAGCGGCCGCAUCACGCGGCAGGAGUUCCAGAGCAUCUACGCCAAGUUCUUCCCCGAGGCCGACCCCAAGGCCUACGCCCAGCAUGUGUUCCGCAGCUUCGACGCCAACAGCGACGGCUCGCUGGACUUCAAGGAGUAUGUCAUCGCCCUGCACAUGACCUCGGAGGGCAGGACCAACCAGAAGCUGGAGUGGGCCUUCUCCCUCUAUGACGUGGACGGCAACGGGACCAUCAGCAAGAACGAAGUGCUGGAGAUCAUCACGGCUAUUUUCAAAAUGAUCAGUCCUGAGGACGUGAAGCACCUUCCAGAAGAUGAAAACACGCCAGAGAAGCGAGCCGAGAAGAUCUGGGGGUUCUUUGGAAAGAAGGAUGAUGAUAAACUCACAGAGGAAGAGUUCAUCGAGGGGACGCUGGCCAAUAAGGAAAUUCUGCGACUGAUCCAAUUUGAGCCUCAAAAAGUGAAGGAAAAACUGAAGGAAAAGAAACAGUGA